Molecule: messenger RNA, 2740 nt
Organism: Glycine soja
Lineage: Eukaryota; Viridiplantae; Streptophyta; Magnoliopsida; Fabales; Fabaceae
Product: putative metallophosphoesterase At3g03305
Exons: 4
Coding region: 103-2334 (743 amino acids)
Molecular function (GO): hydrolase activity
Source: RefSeq, a predicted model, not a curated record
GGAAAAAACAUGAUUUCACUGUAGUUCAUUACAGUUUCAAUGGCACCAACGCAGAAAAAGCAGCACUCCAAUCCCGUGCGCUGAAUUUGGACCAAUUCAAAGAUGAAACUGCGAACCCAAACGCAAAAAAGCAACGCGAUUUCACCCCACCGUGAAAGGAGCACGUGGCUUCUUCUUGUCGUUGUUGCUACUGUUGCGAUUCUGUGUGGCAUCUGCGCAGCUGAAAGCAAUGAAGGAGUUACGCACGUCAGAGGAGGCCCCGAUUCUGUGGUUUGGGUGGUUCAGCUUUCCGAUCUUCAUUUCAGCGUUCACCAUCCAAACAGAGCCCUCGAUUUCGCCAAUCUCGUGGGCCCCGCUCUUUCCGUUAUCAAUCCUUCCCUCGUCCUCAUCACUGGCGACCUCACAGAUGGUAAAAGCAAGGAUUUGCUGACAAUGAAGCAGAAUGAGGAUGAAUGGGUGGAAUACCGGACUGUACUGGACACUGUUAUUAAGAGAAGUAGACUCCAGAAGAGCUUGUUUUUUGACCUCAGAGGCAACCAUGACAGUUUUGGUGUUCCGGUUGUCGGUGCUUCCUUUGAUUUCUUUUCUAAAUACAGCAUCAAUGGGCAGUUAGGAAGAAAUGGGAGCGUCAAUAGUGUAACCCUUGAGACUCGAGACUGGAAACAUCUCUUUGUUGGGUUUGAUAGCACAAUGUUAACUGGCUUACGAGGUCCAACGAAUCUUUUUGGGCAUCCCACUGAUCAAUUACUAAAGGACCUAGACUUGGAACUCUCACAGUGGGAUUCACAGUCAGAAAAACUAGUUACCAAAAUUUCCUUUGGGCAUUUUCCACUCUCAUUUUCUGCACCCUCUAGUUCUGGAAGGACAUUGGAAGAUGUUUUCCUAAAGCAUUCCAUAUCAGCUUACCUGUGUGGGCAUCUCCAUACUAAAUUUGGUAUGAACUUAAAGCGGCACCAUCAACUGGAUGAUCAUUCAUCAUCCUUGCAGAAACUUUUUCAGUUUAAUAUACACCAGAGUUCUUUUGAAAGUACUGCAAACUGUUCAAUGGGAGCCCCACCAAUUCAAGAGUUUUGGGAGUGGGAGAUGGGGGAUUGGAGAAAGAGUAGAGCUUUUCGAAUUCUAGCCAUUGAUAGAGGCCAUGUUUCAUAUGUUGAUACUGAUUUCAAAUCUGGGACCAAACGUGCAAUUAUAUUGCCCACUUUUCCAUUAGACUCUCGCUUCAUGUUAACAUCUUCAUGCCGUCACAACUAUGAAUGUCAAUCUGUGGCCCCUUCAUCUUAUGAGACAAUCCGAGCUCUGGUAUUUUCUCUUUCUCCAAUUGUAUCAGUUGUAGCUAGAGUCUAUGAUUCACGAUCUGGAAACCUUGAUUUAGUUCUAGAAACUCAGAUGAUCAAGCAUUCUGGUGAUAACUCCAGGGGGAACCUCUAUGUUGCUCCAUGGAAUUACAGAGCAUUUGAGGAUGCUUCUCCUGAUAGGUUUUGGCUUCAAAUCGAAGCAAAUGACAUCGCAGGCAGAUCAACUUUGACUGAAUUGAGGCCGUUUUCUAUCAAUGGUCAUAGCCUCAAACUUUCAUGGGGCUGGAAGGAGUUUUUGGUCAUGGGAUGUCAAUGGGCUUCCCUUUAUUACCCAUUAUUUUGGUCUGCUCUUUACUUUUUGUUCAUCUUCCUUCUUCUUCCAAAAGCUCUUCUUGUUUUUCCAAAGAAGAUAUACACUUACAAGAACUUCAUCGCCAAUAAAGGCAUAGUAAAUGGUGUAUUAUGGUUUCUCCAGGAGCUCUGCAGGAUCCCCACAUUAUGGUUUGGUUGGAUAGGAUACCUAUUUUAUCUUAUGUUGUGCCCCUGGUUUAUGGGGCAAGUUUUUACUGAAGGGAAAAAUAUGGUAUACAUGACCUAUAUGGGUUGGGCCAUAGAGACUUCUAAUGGAAAGGGGAAGGUUGAGUAUGUUGGGUCUCCAGAUAUUAUGGUGGUGGUUCUUCCCCAUCUAUUAUUUGUGGUUUUGCCUGCAAUUUUGGUCACUGGUGCUCUGACGGCUGAAAGAGCAAUUUACCGGGAACACAUGUUAGCAUUUUUGGUAAAGAAAAAAGAUGAUAUUUGUAUGGACUCUAGAAAAUCUGUAUUGAAUGGCAGCAUGGUAUCUAAUGUUCACCUUAGCAAGCGAUUGAUUCGGAAGCUUCUUUUUGUGGUGUGCUUGGCAAUAUGUUGGAAGCAUUUUAUGAAUUGCAGAACUCUUCUAAAAGCUUAUGAGAUGAACCCAGUACUCCAUUUCUUAGGCUAUGGUAUAUCAAUCCCCUUGUUGUUGGCACAUGCUAUCAGCAAAACCAGAAGUGCUGAAUGAAACUUGUUCCAGAGGUUCACAUGUGCCAAGUCUCCCUGUUUUGAAUACAACCAAAGGAUGCACUUUGUGGUUGCGUGGUCGGUGUUAGAAUUGGUUGAAGCUAGCCGGAUUCAACAAAUAUUAAAGACCCAUCAAGUGGCAAGAGAGGGCUGGUUGUUUGGAUAUUCUUCUCAUCAUUCACGAUGAUAUUUGUGUUGUCUGUAUUCUUUAAGCUUAUGCUGUAUGCACUACGGUUUAGUGGUUUUGCAUGGGUUGAAGAUGGUGUAUUAUGGUUUAAGCUUAUUGUUUGAAGAACCAAAAAAUACCGAUGCAGUAUGCAACAAGUUAUCGUGCUGGCUGAGUCACUUUGUAAAAUUUGAUUUGACACUUAAAAUAUUAAUGUAAUAUUAAUUACUUUUUUAACUUA